AUGGAGUCCAAGAAGAUUGAAAUCAUCGCAGGAGGGAUGUUGCACGAGCUGCUCCGUCGUGAGUUGCCGAACGACCGCAAUAUGCUGUCGGCGAGUGCGUUGGUGUCGCCGGCUCACCAUCGUCUGAUAGUACAGGCACACGAAGCCUACCUUAAGGCUGGAGCGACCAUGAUCGUAACCAACAACUACUACGUGACACCGGGCGUGGGGUUCACAUCCGACGAAAUCCGCGAGUACUCGCAGACAGCAGGUGAGCUGGCCGUUGGCGCUCUAGCGAGAACCAACCGACAGGACGCCAAGAUCUGCGGGUCACUGCCGCCGCUCAUGCACAGUCUUCGAUCGGAUCGUACCAUCGAGCGUCAAAAGGGACUCGAUAUGUAUUUGCUGAUCGGAGAGGCUCUGUUUCCAUCGGUUGACGUGUUUCUGGCCGAGACCAUGUCGUCUCUUGCUGAAGCCAAAAUGGCGUUUGAAGGCGUGCAGCCACUGCAGAAGCCCGUGAUGGUGUCAUUCGCACUCAAUAGUACCGGACAGCUGCGCAGUGGUGAGGACGUGAUCGAGAGUGUGAAAAGCUUAAUCAAGUUCUGCACACGUAGCAUGGAGAUGUUGCCGGGCGAAGCGGAAGGCAAAACGGACCUUCUACAGGGCAUCCUGUUCAACUGCUCGCAGCCAGAGGAUAUCGCCAAGGCACUGUCGCAGUUGAAGGGAAACCAAGCAGUGAUGGAGGCUCUGCAGCAGCACAAUAUCCGCAUUGGUGGCUAUGGAGACCGCAUCUCGCCGAUGUCGAAGGCUGGCAUCAUGGAGGAGUCGCUCGUGCCUGGUGCACUGCAGUCCGUCAUGGACAUGGAAGUCUACAGCAAAUUCACUACGCGCUGGAUCGAGGACGGCGCCAGUAUCGUUGGUGGAUGCUGUGGCAUCUCACCGGAGUAUCUGCAGCGCAUUGCGGAGGUAUUGUCGGAGUAA
Molecule: messenger RNA, 960 nt
Organism: Phytophthora infestans T30-4
Lineage: Eukaryota; Oomycota; Peronosporomycetes; Peronosporales; Peronosporaceae
Exons: 1
Coding region: 1-960 (319 amino acids)
Source: RefSeq, a predicted model, not a curated record